AUGGCAUCCAUCCGGCGUUGGUGGACCAGCGACACGGCGUUGCACACGUACAUUUACGCCCAGACCCUCAUCUCCCUGCCCUUCUCCGUCUUCGGCACUUAUACCCAAUACCAGCUGCAGGCCGUGGGCUAUGCCAUCGGCAAGGACAGCGUCGGCGGGCCAUGUGUCGACUACUGCAUCGUGCCCUGGCUGGGCACCCACAUGGACCUGAACUCGGUACUGCUCUACAUGAACGCCUUCGGUAUCGGCCUGUCGGGUCUCAUCACUCUGUUCCUCGCCGCCUACUCCGACUACUGGUCCCACAAACAUCUCCUGGUCACCAUCGGCUUCGUGACGUACGGAUGCUUCACGAUACCGGUGUACUGGUUGCAGGACACUUCGAGCUACGACUUCAACGUACUUUCGGCCUUGUCCAUCGUCUUUACCAUCGCCACCAACAUCCUCGUGGCCGUCCUCAACAUCUACGUUCCAUACUGCAUGCGGGAGAAUGCGGCCGCGAUCAAAGCGUCAACACGCAGUCACGGUCAUCCGAACGUGCUUCCAUCGCCGCCCUCCCCACCCAGCUCGUCCAAUGCACCCAUCGGGAAUGCAUCCGUCGAGAGCUCCGAGAAGCGCACAUACGGCUUUAAGAUGACGGUCAUCGGCUCGUUCGCCAAUUCCAUUGGCGCCCUGAUCAUGUACAUUAUCGUCAUCAUAAUCACGGAAACGACCAAGAACGUCAACGCGCCGGGCUUGCUCGUCGCGACAACCGUGGGCUUCAUUACCGUCGCAGGCGCCUCGGUCGUGUACUUUGGCCUCCCUCGCCUUCCAGCGAAGGAUGCCGAGGAACUCGUGGGCGAGACGGCCGGGCCACUGAUCGAAUUUACACCAUCUACACCGACUGCACCUACGCCAUCUCCUCCGUGA
Molecule: messenger RNA, 906 nt
Organism: Zymoseptoria tritici IPO323
Lineage: Eukaryota; Fungi; Ascomycota; Dothideomycetes; Mycosphaerellales; Mycosphaerellaceae
Exons: 3
Coding region: 1-906 (301 amino acids)
Biological process (GO): amino acid transmembrane export from vacuole
Source: RefSeq, a predicted model, not a curated record